Centropristis striata (black sea bass) is the source of this 2933-nucleotide messenger RNA. Its product is annotated as signal transducer and activator of transcription 1-alpha/beta-like. The record is from RefSeq and is a predicted model, not a curated record. Gene Ontology annotation, biological process: regulation of cell population proliferation; type I interferon-mediated signaling pathway; regulation of transcription by RNA polymerase II. Gene Ontology annotation, molecular function: DNA-binding transcription factor activity, RNA polymerase II-specific; RNA polymerase II cis-regulatory region sequence-specific DNA binding. The transcript has 24 exons. The coding region runs from base 171 to 2438 and encodes 755 amino acids. Lineage: Eukaryota; Metazoa; Chordata; Actinopteri; Perciformes; Serranidae.
CUGAGCGGGUGGGAGGGUCCGGGGGAUAAAAGAAACGCCCCCGUUCGCUCUUCCUGUCACUCAUAACUGGAGCAAGUCUGGACGUUAAGGCUGCAGUAUACUUUCUCUUUCCACACAUAUCUUUGUAACACUAUCGAUAAACAACAAGAACAAACAACGACAGCCAAAAGAUGGCCCAGUGGCAGGAGCUGCUGAAGCUGGACUCGGCCCUCCAGGGCCAGGUGAGCCAGCUGUAUGAAAGCAAAUUCCCCAGAGAGAUCCGCCACUACCUGUGCGCCUUGAUAGAGAGCCAGGACUGGGAUUCUGCUGCUGUGGAUGCAGAUACAGCAAACACUUGUUUCCACUCACUCGUGAUGUGUCUGGAGGAACAGUGGAACCGUUCUGUCCAGGAGAACAACAUCUUACAGGGACCUAAUUUUCGAGGGAUGAAAGACUACUUGCUGAAAUGCUUUGGAGCUGAGCCUCUGGGGUUGGCUGUGAUCCUCUCUGAAUGCCUGAAGGAGGAGAAGAACAUCCUGGCUUCAGCCUGUGAAGCUCAGAGCUGCAGCAGUCCAGCCAUGGAUCAGAAAUGGAGAGAGCUGGACAACAAAGUGAAUGAGCUGAAAAGACAGACUUCGGAGAUGAAGAAGAAGAUGAAGUCCUUGGAGUCCCGAUAUGAAAACCUCGACUUCAUACAGAAGACCUGGCAGAACAAAGUGGAGCAGAACGUUGGACUGGCCCAGUCCCAGGCUGUCGUGGCAGAGGAAUGUCUUAAACUGACCAACCAGCUCACAAAAACCAAGCAGAUGGUCCUGCAGCAGAUAGUGAACAUCUUGAACCUGACGCAGCAGAUUGUGGCGACUCUUACAGAUGUGGAGCUGCCCGAGUGGAAGCUCAGGCAGCAGAUGUCCUGCAUUGGAAGUCCAGUUGACGCCUCUCUGGACCAUCUCCAGAAGUGGUUCACAGCUGUAGCAGAGGUGCUUCUACGGGUACGUGAACAGUUGCAGAAACUGCAAGACCUGAACAAGAAAUACAGCAGAACUGAUGUGUGCAGCGAUCCCUUGGCAGAAAUUGAAAAAGUCACACUGUCCUUGUUCACAAAACUUCUUGCAAAUGCUCUGGUGGUUGAGAAACAGCCGAUCAUGUCGAGUUUACCACAACGACCUCUGAUCCUGAAGACUGGGGUGCGGUUCUCAGUGACUGUGAGGUUCUUAGCAGACCUCCCAGAAUUCAAGUGUCUGCUCAAAGUCCAACCUGUGUUUGACAAGGAUGUUGAAGAAACCAAGACAAUUAAAGGGUUUCGUCGCUUUGACUUCAACAACAACGACUGUAAGGUGCUGGACGUGGUGGACUCGCCCCGUGGAGGCUCGGUGGCAGAAUUCGUUCACAUGUCACUCAAGGAAGCCAAAAGAAAACCCAAAGGAUCAUGUGAGAGUCGUCUCAUAGUCACUGAAGAACUCCACAUCAUUAAGUUUGUGACAGAGUUUCAGCACGCUGGGCUGCAUUUUAACAUUGAGGCCAGCUCUCUGCCUCUGGUCGUCAUCUCCAGCACCAAUCAGGUGGCCAGUGCCUGGGCCUCGGUCAUGUGGUUCAACAUGCUGUCAGCCACUGAGCCAAAGAACCUGUCGUUCUUCGUCGACCCUCUUCCUCUCACCUGGCAGCAGCUGUCUCAGGUUCUGAGCUGGCAGUUUUUGACCGUUGGCAACCGGGAGCUCAACGAAGACCAGCUGUCCACGCUGAGAGACAAACUUGUGGGUGACGACUCUGAUGGUCUUGUUUACUGGAGCAACUUCUCCAAGAAUGACAACGGCUGGCUUUGGAUUGAUGGAAUCCUUGAUUUGAUUAAAAAACACCUGGUGGAUCUUUGGCGGGACGGGUGCAUCAUGGGGUUUGUGAGCAGGGAGAGAACUCAGGUUCUGUUGCAGGAGAAACCAACUGGGACCUUUGUGCUCCGCUUUAGUGAGAGCAUCAAAGAUGGAGCCAUCACCUUCAGCUGGGUGGAGCACACCAAUGGUGAGACCCAUGUGCACGCAGUAGACCCGUACAUCAAGAACGAGCUGCUGGCCACGUCUCUGCCAGACACAAUCAACAACUACAGUGUGAGAGUUAACAGGAAAGUGCACAGGAACCCUCUGAUCUAUCUUUACCCAGACGUCCACAGAGACACUGCCUUUGGACGCUACUACACAUCUGCAGCAUCGGCUCCUAAAAAGGUCAACCCUGGCUACGUUAAAAGGAAUAAUGCAUCUUUCUCAGACAAUCCGACACCACCUCCAUCUCCACCUAACGAGGCUCCCUUUGAGGAUAUGGACAUAGGAACACAUCUGGACGCUCAACAAGCUCUUCAGGAACUCUUUUCGGAAUUACAAGACCUCCCGGACCUCCAUGACCUCCCUGAACCCUAUCAAGAACUGCCAUCAGCACAUCCCAUCUGUUUCGAUUUUGGUAGCUCCUACUGAAAAAGUGCCAUUGGGUUCCUCAGAAUGGGACAUUUUAUUCAUCAAGUACAAGCAAUGUUUUCAGUGCAGCCGUCAGUAACAAAAGGAAAACAGAACAAAGCCACUUGACUGCAUAAAAACAACAAUCAAUGUAAUUAUUUAUGAUUCUGCUAUAUGUAUAUAGGAAAAUAUUGACAAGAUACUACUGCACUGUUUUAUAUAGUUUCUUGACUCUUCUUGAAAAUCCUGCUGCAUUGCGUAAAUGUCAUGCUGUAAUGUAUGUUCUUUACUUUUGUUUAUUAAAAUAAACAUUGCUAAAUGCAUUUCAGUGCCAAGAAAAAUAACAUCAGCAUUAUACAGUACUAGUAACCUAUAAGAACAUCUUUAUUUAUGCAGAGAAAAGUAUAACUGCUAGUUGUCAGUGGGUUAGUUAGACUGUCCUGAGCGACCUCUACAUCACCUGCUCGAAAUAUGACCCUUCACUGGUAAAAAAAAAAAUAUAUAUAUAUUAAUAAA